Messenger RNA from Tribolium castaneum (red flour beetle), 2739 nucleotides. Its product is annotated as EGFR adapter protein. Lineage: Eukaryota; Metazoa; Arthropoda; Insecta; Coleoptera; Tenebrionidae. The transcript is spliced from 7 exons. The record is from RefSeq and is a predicted model, not a curated record. Bases 386 to 1999 code for a protein of 537 amino acids.
GGUGCAGACCGCUUCAGUUGCAGAAACGUUUGCGUCGGUGUCCUAGAUGGCCACUCCUGAGUCCGUCCUCGGCCCGGGGCGCCCGCGAUUGACCGUAGUUUUGCAGCACGUGCUGGCAACUUGUUGCUGCUAACCGGCCCGGUCCUGGACGAAACCGCGAAGGAUAUUUUUGUGUCAGGAUCACGUUCCUGCGAAUCCUUCAUGUGAUGUGUAAUUAGGCGUCCGCCUUUCGCGUUGAUUACAUCGGUGUGUUCGUGCUUGGUGGCGUUGUGUUGUUAUCGACAGGAUAAAUACAAUUAGCGGUGAUCAAAGUGAGGUGUAGAUAGCGAUAUGCUACCGCCUGCAUGUUACGUGACCUUUGUGCGCGUUGCUCUUCUUCACAAACAUGCCGGAAGGAUUCCCUCGGACGUUUUCUGACAUACAGUAUAUGGGAUCAUUUUCUGUCGCAACAACGGAACAAAUUUCAAGGAGCGGAUUUGUUCGAGACCAAGUUCAACAGAUGUUGGGUAAUUCACGAAAAAAGUACGUCCUCCUGGUAAUUUCCUUGGCUGGAAUAAAAGUAUGCAGUCCAGACGGAAAGAUUGUCCACAUGGCCCACGCGCUGAGGCGCAUUUCCUAUGCUACCUGUGAUCCAGAACAUCGUCUUUUCAGCUUCCUGGCCCGGGAACCGAAAGGCCACUUCAAUCAACAAUACUGCCACUCAUUUAUAAGCCGUUCGCCCGAACAGGCCGAAGAACUCAACUCGAUUGUUGGAAAUGCUUUUCGGAUGGCUUACGCGGCGCAGCUGCAGAAACAACCCACUUUUCAAGACGUAAUUGCAUCGCAAUUGGAUCAAACACAAACGAAUAAAGUGCUUUGGACGAAAGAAUUAUCGGUCACGUUGAAGAAAGAUAAAUCGUCGCAUCAAGCAAACAAUAAUCAGUCGAGCGAAAUGGAUGUUCAACUGACGAAUUCCGACGCUUCGACUUUGCGUCUAGCGCCGCCGACCACAAUUCCCGGUCUGAAGCCGUCCCAUAAAUACAACGUUUUAGGUCCAUCUGAGAAGCCCCAGUCCCAGCAGAGCACCCCGAGCAGCGACGAGAGCAAUUCUCCGACCGAAAUGAAUUCAUAUAAAAGAAUGACUGAAAAACCGCCCCUGAUCAAGCGGAUCGCAAUGGGGCUGACUGGCAACCACCACGACAACGACGAAGACAGCUGUCCUUUAGUGAGCGAAAAUAACAGCACUCCGGGGAGUCCCACGAAUCGGCCGCUCUCGGGCGGCUACGUCAACGAAUCAACCACCGAAGCGGACAAUCGCAUCAAUAAAACGAACGUUGUAGAUAGCUUAAAAAACGAUAUCGUCGAAAGCAUCAACUCGAACCUCACCAAGCACAUAGAAAUCGACAACAGCCGACUGCUGCAAAACUCGCCCGCUUCCACGGAGCAAGAAUUCAAAUCGAAAAGGAUAUCGCAGAUUAGUUCGAGCAGUUCCAGUUCGUGUCCACAAACCGGGACUGAAACCACGUUAUUAGGCCUAACGCCGACGCCACCUCCGCUUCCGGAAAGAACCGAUUCUUUAAAUAACAAAGAGGAGGGCGAGCUCAGGACGGCUCCGUGGUUUCAGGCCGGCAUACCCCGUGAAAUUGCCUUGGAAAUACUGGCGCAGGAGCCGGUGGGAGCUUUCAUGGUGCGGGAGAGCACCAGCAAGCCGGGCUGUUUUGCGCUUUCGCUCAGAGUGCCGAGGAGCUUUCAGCCAACGGGCAUCGCUCAUUACCUCAUCGUCAGGACGAAUAAAGGCUACAAAAUUAAGGGCUUUACGAAAGAGUUUACGACGCUGACGUCGUUGAUAACGCACCAUUCUGUGAUGCCCGAACUCCUGCCGUGUCCUCUAUCUCUGAGUCGGUACAAUCCCAGUUUCGUAAAAUCGGAUUCAAAGAGAGAUUUCGCCGACAUUGACUUGGACCCGGACUACAACACAUUAGCGGAUUUCCGAAAAAUGAUGGCUGAUUUAAACGUUUAAAACCAAAAGUGUCGCCGUGACAGUGAACUAGUCGAGAAAAUGUGAAGAAAAAGACGCAAUUUUGUGUACCUUGUGAUACCUUGAAUAACAUUAAUAAAGUGUUUCCACGAUUUAUUACUAGUGUACUUAUUAACAAAUUGACUUGUUUUGUUUCCUUUCAACUUGAGGCGAAAUUGUUUAGUUUCUGUCGUGUUUUUAUAAGCAAACGUUGCUGGUAGUGGAUUUUGCUUAAGAAUUUUGUCAGUGAUUUGUUGGACCAAUGAAAUCUGUUAUAUGUAAAUGUAAAAUUAAUUUAAGUGACCUAGUCGUAUAUUAUGCGCAGUGAAUUUUUUGUAAAUAUAUACAAAAAUAAAAGUUGAAAUUCUUGAGAGCCAUCGUCGAGCUAUAUUUUAAGAGCAACCAUUGUUUCGUCAAUUGUUUGUAUUGUUGUUACACUUUGUAACUUGUUGACCUAAUGUUAAAACGAAAAGUGUUCAAAUUAACGCACGCACCUGUAACCCGUUCCCAAUCGUCGAAAUUACACAUCUCAUUAAUUUUGUGUACUAGUCACGAAGAUGGUUAAUUAUUCUAAUUCCUUUUGUUAUCUCUGUGUGCAUCAUACAUACCUGCUUUGUUUCAUCUAAUGUUUAUUACGUAAAUGGCAUGUCUAAUCCGUAAGCUUGCACAGUUAAACACUUGUACAGGUUCCAGUUGUAUAUUACUUAUUUAUUUCUUGUAAUAAAUUUUGACUUUAUUUAUAA